AUGGAGAUCUUGGCUCUCCAGCAGGCCAGCAUGUAUGCGGUUAUCCACAUGUUCCAUCAAUUCCCAAACGAAGGAGAAGCAAAUGUCAACUAUACCCACAUGCAGCCUCAACCGCAGCUGAAGAAGGUCUCGGGUAUGACGGCCACUGGGUCGACUGAUACAUUGCUAUGCAGCCGCAGCCAAGAUACCAAGAUGCCGAAGCACAGCGUUUAA
This is a messenger RNA of Pyricularia pennisetigena, 213 nucleotides long. RefSeq lists its product as uncharacterized. Bases 1 to 213 code for a protein of 70 amino acids. The record is from RefSeq and is a predicted model, not a curated record. The transcript is spliced from 2 exons. Lineage: Eukaryota; Fungi; Ascomycota; Sordariomycetes; Magnaporthales; Pyriculariaceae.